AUGACAGAUGUGGACGUAGAGGCGGUGGUGGUGGUGGAGGUGGAGGUGGUGGUGGUGGUGGUGUUGUCAGGUCCAGAGGGAGGAGAGCUGCUGCAGACACAGAUGUUUCCAGUCGGAGAAAAGACAGCUCCGAGAGCGCGAGGGAUCAGAGCUUCACCACUGAAUAUUUAUGAUCUCGAGCCGCUGCUCAUUUCUAGCCACAUUUUUUUUUUAGGUUGGACCGAAGGGGCUUGCCAGGUCAAGCAUUUCACUUUGGGGGAAGAGGAUUGGAUGCAGAAAUCAAAGCCUCUUGGUUUGAUUCGCCCGGGUUCAAAAGGAGGAAGAGUGCUUUAUGGACGAGUGUGGUGGCGGCGUCUGGAAAUGGAGCAGGCGGAGAGCGCUCAGACUCAAUGA
This is a messenger RNA of Knipowitschia caucasica, 393 nucleotides long. NCBI's taxonomy places the organism in Eukaryota, Metazoa, Chordata, Actinopteri, Gobiiformes, Gobiidae. The record is from the annotation of a GenBank genome assembly.